CUCCACCUUCCAGGACGCCAGCAGUUUCCUAGCGAGGCUGGUUGAGUUGAAUAGUAUAAAACAGAAAAGACUGGAGAACAACAGGGCGAGUGCCUCGCGCAAGAAGAAGUGACAAACGAAGGAACACGUAAGUGACGACAAUGGCGGCUCGCGAGGAAGUUUCAGAGCAAAACGGCAACCUCCAGAGCACGAGCACGAGCACGAGCCCGAGGACGAGAGGCCCCGCCCCGUUCUUGCUCAAGACCUUCGAUCUUCUCGACGAAGCCGGGGAAGAUGAUCUCAGCGGUGAGGAAGAGGAAGAAGAAGGUGAUGGUGAUGGCGAGGCCAUGUUGAAGAAGGAGAAGAAGAAGGAGAAGAAGAUGAUAUCGUGGAACAGAGAAGGGAGUGGGUUUGUAGUGUGGUGCCCUGCGGAGUUCUCGGAGCACAUGUUGCCCAAGUACUUCAAGCACAACAACUUCUCCAGUUUCAUUCGCCAACUCAAUACCUACGGAUUCAAGAAGACAUCAUCCAAGAGAUGGGAGUUCAAGCAUGACAAGUUCCAAAGGGGGUGCAGGCACAAGCUCACGGAGAUUAUCCGCAAGAAGUGCGAGCCGAGCGUGUUCCCUUCAUUCUUGAGACCUUCCAAAGACCACCACAAGUACAACAACAGCAGCAGCAACAGCAACAGCAAUGCACAGAUCAGUGCGAGCUUGUCAGAGGAAGGUGGUCGUGUCCAAUUGAUGGAGGAGAACAAGAACUUGAGGAGGGAGAAGAUGGAGUUGGAGACCCAGAUAGAGCAGUUCAAAGCCCUAGAGAUGAAGCUGCUGGAUUGCCUUGGCCAGUACAUGGGCAACAACCACCACCACCAUGAGCAGAUAAUGUCGCACAAGAGCAAUUUUAGGGGAUAUGGUGAAGAAUAGUAGUUGCAGAUUGAAGAGAUUAAGGAUGUGGGGUUCUGUUGAUUUUCGUCCUUUGCAUUGAGAGAUCAAAACCCAAUAAAGGGUGUCGCAAUCUUAUCAAGAAAUUAUCCUAUGACUUCUCGAAGCAUAUAAGGACAAUCUUCUCGAGAAUUCAUGAACUUGAACUUUUGGUGGGCUCUUCCCCCUUGGCAAGGGUCCCUCCAUGUGAAGAUCGGGUUGGUCAACAUAAA
This is a messenger RNA of Syzygium oleosum, 1129 nucleotides long. Its product is annotated as heat stress transcription factor B-2a-like. Gene Ontology annotation, biological process: regulation of transcription by RNA polymerase II. Bases 141 to 899 code for a protein of 252 amino acids. The record is from RefSeq and is a predicted model, not a curated record. Gene Ontology annotation, molecular function: RNA polymerase II cis-regulatory region sequence-specific DNA binding; DNA-binding transcription factor activity. NCBI's taxonomy places the organism in Eukaryota, Viridiplantae, Streptophyta, Magnoliopsida, Myrtales, Myrtaceae. Gene Ontology annotation, cellular component: nucleus. The transcript is spliced from 2 exons.